AUGGAGAAGAAACCACACUUUAUCCGGCGGGAUCUUCCUCCCAGGGAGGUGUCCUCUGUCUCCUUGGCGUUGCUGCUUGGAGCCAUCCUGCUCCUCAAUGCCCUCCUCUACCUGUACCUCAGCAAGUUUUACGUCUCUCCGGGACGCGCCGGAACGGAUCCUGGCCUCUGCUCUUUCGGGUACUUCAAACUGGGAGCGGGGAAGAACUGCUCCCCGUGGCUGACCUGCGAAGCCAUAAAUAGGGAAGUGAGGAAACUCAAGUGUGUUGGCGAAGGAGCUGUGAAAAAGGUCUUCCUUUCCGAGUGGAAGGAGAACAAAGUGGUCCUCUCGCAGCUCACCAACUCGGAGCUGAAGGAGGACUUUCUCCACGGACUGAAGAUGCUGAAAGCACUUCAGAGCAAGCACGUUGUCCGGCUGCUCGGCUACUGCGAGCAGCAGUUCACCAUCCUCACCGAGUACCAUCCUCUAGGCUCCCUGAGGGGCCUGAACGAAACUCUCCACAUCCCCAAGUACAAGGGCAUGAACACGUGGCAUCGCCGGCUGAUGCUUGUGAUCGACUACGUGAGCAUCAUUCGGUACCUGCACAGCAGCCCCCUGGGCACCUUGGUGAUGUGCGACUCAAAUGACCUGGACAAGGUCCUCUCCCAGUAUCUCCUAACGAGCGACUUUCACAUCCUGGUGAACGAUCUGGACGCCCUGCCUCUCGUGAACAGGAGCGCCGGCAGGCUGGUGAAGUGCGGUCAUCGGGAGCUCCGGGGUGAGUUUGUAGCUCCCGAGCAGCGCUGGCCCUACGGGGACAAGGUGCCGUUCGAGGAUGCCCUCAUGCCCGCCUAUGAUGAGAAAACAGACAUCUGGAAAAUCCCAGAUGUCUCCAAUUUUUUCUUGGGCCACGUUGAAGGAAGUGACAUUGUGCGACUGCAUUUGUUUGACAUCCACGCGGCAUGUAAGAAGGAGGACCCGGCUCAAAGACCUUCUGCCCAAGAGGUCUUGGACGCCUACCGGCGAGUUUUGACUCUGCUUAUUCGGGAGGCGGCCAUGCCCGGUACGCGGGAAAUGCUGUAGCGAAUCAGGAGACAACGUACUGCAGUUGAUGCCAUUCCUAUUUAUUUAGCUUGCUUGAUGGGCAAAACCUCUGU
Messenger RNA from Eurypyga helias (sunbittern), 1136 nucleotides. It is a transcript of the gene POMK, whose product is annotated as protein-O-mannose kinase. Bases 1 to 1062 code for a protein of 353 amino acids. The transcript is spliced from 2 exons. Gene Ontology annotation, cellular component: endoplasmic reticulum membrane. NCBI's taxonomy places the organism in Eukaryota, Metazoa, Chordata, Aves, Eurypygiformes, Eurypygidae. Gene Ontology annotation, molecular function: ATP binding; carbohydrate kinase activity; protein kinase activity. The record is from RefSeq and is a predicted model, not a curated record. Gene Ontology annotation, biological process: protein O-linked glycosylation; protein phosphorylation; carbohydrate phosphorylation.